GUUGGUAGUGUUGUGGGUUGCACUGACAGACUGACUCAAGGAAGGAGAGAAGCAAACUUUAGGUUUUACAGAAAGCUUAGCCUCCUGACAAGAGCGCUGCGAAGCUCGGAGGCCUACAUAUUUGGGUCUUGUUUAAACGUAAUUUUUCAUGCCCUGCCCCUAAUUAAGAAAAGAUGACAUGUGGUUUACAAUCUGCAGAAAUAUUGAUCAGUCGACAAAUCUGUUCCAACAAAAAGUACCAAACAAAAUGAAACACACAACUGGGUUUAAAAAACAACAACUUAGUAUAAACUACUCAGCUUCUGGAAUGUUUGUAACCAUUUUCUGAAGAGACAGUGCAUAGAUCUCUCUGGGUAGGAAAUUUUAGUCUGGAGGCCACUGUGCAAAGACCCUAUUGUUGGUGGCCAUCAGCUUAGUCUCCAGAGGCAGGUCAUAAAACAUGGUCUCUACCAAUGAUAAACAAUUGGGCAGGUGCAUGUUUUCAGAAGUAAAUAGCCUCAGAAUAGUAGUACGUAUGCUGAUAAAUUCCGGAAGGAACAGGCAGAUUCUGGCUCGUAGCCGCCUCCUGAGGGAAAAUGGCCAGUUCCUGACUCGUCAGGGCUUCCUCAUGCGCAAACAUUACUUCAACAACCCUGAAAGCGGCUUCUUCUGCAAAACCAAGCGCAAGGUGCAGCCCCGAAACCCCCUGACAGACCCUACCAUGGUUACAGACAUGAUGAAGGGGAAUAUCGUCAAUGUGUUGCCCAUGAUCCUUGUGGGAGGCUGGAUCAACUGGGCAUUCUCUGGUUUUGUGGCAACCAAGGUUCCCUUCCCCUUGACCCUGCGGUUCAAGCCCAUGCUGCAGCGUGGAAUUGACCUGCCUUCCCUGGACCCCUCCUGGGUGAGUUCAGCCUCCUGGUACUUCCUCAACGUUUUUGGCCUGCGCCGCAUGUACAACCUCAUCCUGGGGGAAGACACUGAGCAGAACCAAUUGCUUCUGCAAGAUCAGUUUCUGUCCCCAGUUGUGCCUGCUCCACCUGAGCCCAACAAAGCCUUCAAGGCUGAAUGGGAAGCUUUGGAGCUGGUUUCUCACCACUGGGCUCUACAGGAUGUAGAAGAACAGCUGAUGUCACAGAACCUCAAGUUGGCAGGGAUGUUUGGACCAGAUUGAGGAUGGUAGCAGUAGCCAAAAGCAGCAAUUCUAGAAGAGCUGCACACAGAUUGCUUUCCCUCCCCACACAUUGGGUGGUGGCAGAGACCCACCUUCUCCUGCAUGGUGUGUUAAAGUGUGGAGUGGCUUGUGAUGCUAGAGGCAGAACAGAGCUGAAGACCAACUGACACUUGUCAGAGGAGCAGAGUGUAGCACCAUUUUUCUGAGUGUCCUUGAAGCUUUGGAGCUGUCUAGACAGUGCAUUGAUUACAAGUGCUACCGUCUUUGCUCUGCCUGAGAGAACAAAAUGUGGUAGAUGCUUCAGGCUGUCACACUGUAAGCUCUGUGUAGAGUACAGAAUGGUUUGGUUAUUAAACAGAGGUGAUUGUAACCA
Molecule: messenger RNA, 1523 nt
Organism: Hemicordylus capensis (graceful crag lizard)
Lineage: Eukaryota; Metazoa; Chordata; Lepidosauria; Squamata; Cordylidae
Product: ER membrane protein complex subunit 3-like
Exons: 8
Coding region: 440-1150 (236 amino acids)
Biological process (GO): protein folding in endoplasmic reticulum
Cellular component (GO): EMC complex; membrane
Source: RefSeq, a predicted model, not a curated record